UGUAAUUUCAUCAUAUUAUUAUAAAAUAUAUAUUUUAAAAUAUGUUUAUUUUAAUUUUCCUGCUAUGAAUGAAAUUAUAGAAUAUGGCAACGUGGCUUAUAACAUUGUUUAUUUGGUACACGAACGAGACAUAAACCAAAUAUACUGAGUGUUCAAUAAUUGUGAUGGAAGACUCUGCUUACUCUAUGGUAUUAAUGUAAAAAACGUUCUAAAUUAUGAAUCCAGAAUUCGGCGGAGACAUAUUGGAACAAUACAAAAAUACUACAAAUAAAGUAAAAAAGAGGUUUUUGAGAAAACCAAACAUAACAGAAGCAUGUGACUCUUUCACUUCAUUGGCUCAGCAAUGUGAAUCUCUGGAAUUGCCAGUGUAUGCAGGAUUGUGUUGGAUUGCAGCUGCACGAUGUGAAGGUUCCUUGACUAAUUUAACUGGUGAAACAUCUUGCCUUGUCAAAUCAGCUAGGCAAUUUUUGAAAGCAGAAGAAAAUGACUUUUGCUUGGGUUGCCACAGUCCAUCGACUGAGAAUUUACAGGCUGGUUUAAACUGCUACACACAUGCAACCAGUAGAUAUGGAGAACAUUCUCCUAUUCCAAUUGGUUUGAAUCUCGAAAUUGUUGACUUUUUAAAAAGAAUUGGCAGGGAGGAAUACAUUGAGAAUUAUUUGAAUAGUGCUGUGGAAAUGUCAAAAAACAGACCUGAUACCAAAGCACAUUGUUUGGAACUUCUUGCUAAAAGUUUUAUUGAUAAUGGGGAUUAUGUUGGUGCUUUGGAAGUAUAUAUGGAGAUAUCUAAUUUACUUGAGCUACUGCCUAAAAAUGGCUCUAGAUCUGAGUUGCUUUUAAAAUGUGAAGUUAACUCAGUAUUUUUACUAUUAAUAUUACGUCCGUCACCUCAAAGAUUGUCUGUUAAAUGUGCCAAACUCCUCGAAAAAUAUACAUGGGGCGAUCAUUCUGAUAAAAGUAUUAAGUUUUGCAGGAUGACUGAGAAAAUGUUUCUUUUAAUGCAGUCUCUGGUAACUAUAUGUCAGUCUCUGGAUACAAGCCAUUUAGUGGAAUUGGAAGGCGAAUUUUGGCCUUUUUUGGAAACUGAUGAAAAAGAAUUACUGAGAAUUCUAAUUAGGACUUAUUAUCCUUAAAAUUAUAUAUUGUAAAUUUGUUUGUAUGUUUAUUAUGUCUAAUAUGUUACUAUAAUUAAUAUUAGUUACAUUGAAAUUGAAUAAACGUUAAAAAGGUAAAUAA
Aethina tumida (small hive beetle) is the source of this 1236-nucleotide messenger RNA. Its product is annotated as 40-kDa huntingtin-associated protein. The record is from RefSeq and is a predicted model, not a curated record. Gene Ontology annotation, biological process: vesicle cytoskeletal trafficking. Gene Ontology annotation, cellular component: early endosome. NCBI's taxonomy places the organism in Eukaryota, Metazoa, Arthropoda, Insecta, Coleoptera, Nitidulidae. Bases 216 to 1133 code for a protein of 305 amino acids. The transcript has 4 exons. Gene Ontology annotation, molecular function: protein binding.